Ctenocephalides felis (cat flea) is the source of this 827-nucleotide messenger RNA. RefSeq names its product trypsin-7-like. Lineage: Eukaryota; Metazoa; Arthropoda; Insecta; Siphonaptera; Pulicidae. Gene Ontology annotation, biological process: proteolysis. The record is from RefSeq and is a predicted model, not a curated record. The coding region runs from base 48 to 827 and encodes 259 amino acids. The transcript has 5 exons. Gene Ontology annotation, molecular function: serine-type endopeptidase activity.
AAUCGAAUGAACAUUUGAUAAAAUUCAAGACUGUCAAAUUUCCCAUCAUGUGGCAUCAAGCAUUAUGUGUUGUGUUUUUCGCUAGUUUUGCGACUGGCUUGAAUGCAGAAACGUUGGAUAAUCGAAUUGUAGGAGGCGAGGAAGUUGAAAUAUCAACAUGCGGAUGGCAAGUUUCAGUCCAAAGUUUUAGGAGGCAUUUUUGUGGUGGAUCUAUCAUAGCUAAAGAUUGGAUUCUAACAGCUUCGCAUUGUGUCGAAGAUGAAGAAAAUCCCCCAAAAUUCCUAUCAGUUCGUGUCGGAAGCAAAUUUCAUAAGAAAGGUGGACGAGUGUAUAACGUCACUGAGAUUAUAACACAUCCUAAGUUCAAUGAAGCCGUUGAGUAUGAAUAUGAUGUCGCACUAUUACGUUUAGAAAGUCCCAUUGCAUAUACAGCUUGCACCACACUUCCCGUAAGUUUGGCGGAAUCAGGCUAUGAAGUACCAGCUGGUUCCAUGUUGAGCGUUACUGGAUGGGGCGCCACCAAGCAAGGUGGUCCAGUUACACAUGCACUUCGAGGGGUUAAAGUACCAGCUCUUUCGUAUGAAGAUUGUCGAAAAAGCAUGGGAGAGGAGAAUGUAAAUGAAAGUAUGUUAUGCGCUGGUUUUCCGGAGGGCGGCAAAGAUUCUUGCCAAGGAGACAGUGGGGGGCCUCUGGUUGAUGAAAAAAGACUUCAAGUUGGGGUAGUUUCUUGGGGACAAGGGUGUGCACUUCCAGGAAAGCCAGGAGUUUAUGCUAAAAUAUCGCACCCAGAAAUUAGAAGCUUUAUUAAACAACAUACCGGUCUUUAA